GAUCCGCUUAGCCUAUAUCAGACGCGAGCCCCUCCUGCGCCGCCUCCUCCUCCUCCUCUCUCUCGCUCAAUCGAUCGGUGGGACUCGCGCAAUGCUCCUUCUCACUUCCGCCAUUCCUUCUGAGUGGAAGAAAACUUUUCCUUUAAUGUGAUUCUACCUCAGAUAAUAUGGAGCAUCACAAUUUUAAGCCCGCUAAACCGAGGAUCCUUUUAGCUGUUUCUGGAAGUGUUGCUGCUAUUAAAUUUGAGAUUUUAUGUCGUUGCUUUUUGGAGUGGGCAGAAAUUAGGGCUGUUGCUACCAAAUCAUCCUUGCAUUUCAUUGACAGGAGAGCACUACCUAGUAAUGUGCCUUUUUACACGGACGAGGAUGAAUGGACUAGUUGGAAAAAGAUUGGAGAUGAGGUGUUGCACAUUGAGCUUCGUAAAUGGGCCGAUAUCAUGGUGAUUGCGCCACUUUCAGCAAAUACUCUCGCUAAGAUUGCUGGAGGGUUGUGUGACAACCUACUAACAUGCGUCGUGCGAGCAUGGGAUUACCGCAAGCCAAUAUAUGUUGCUCCUGCUAUGAACACCUGCAUGUGGAACAACCCUUUUACAAAGCAUCAUCUGGAAGUAAUUAGACGAUUUGGUUUCCGUUUCCUUUCCGUCACCGAUCCCAUUACCAGGACACCAGCGUGUGGAGAUCAUGGAAACGGUUUAAUGUUGGAACCUCAUGUUAUAUUCAGUAUCGUGAGGCUUUCAUACAAGUCACUAGCUUCUGGGCCAAGUUGAUUCUUAAUCAAGUGAUCUUCUAUGCAAAUUCUGUUAUUUGGUUCAGUUUGUAAUCAUGAAUCUUCAGCUUGUUUGAUAUGCAAGCGAAUAGUCAUUUUAGUUCUCUUGCUUGGACUUUCUCUUAAACUUUGUCCUAGAUCCUACCUUUCGUAACAGGUAGCUUGAGACAGUUGUCUGGAUCAUAUGUACCACUGCGAACAAGUUCGAUAUCGACUUCUUGUCCAAUAACACAAGUUUACUUGAA
Messenger RNA from Zingiber officinale, 1011 nucleotides. Its product is annotated as phosphopantothenoylcysteine decarboxylase-like. The transcript has 3 exons. Gene Ontology annotation, molecular function: FMN binding; phosphopantothenoylcysteine decarboxylase activity. Lineage: Eukaryota; Viridiplantae; Streptophyta; Magnoliopsida; Zingiberales; Zingiberaceae. The record is from RefSeq and is a predicted model, not a curated record. Gene Ontology annotation, cellular component: phosphopantothenoylcysteine decarboxylase complex. The coding region runs from base 168 to 767 and encodes 199 amino acids. Gene Ontology annotation, biological process: coenzyme A biosynthetic process.